Messenger RNA from Oncorhynchus mykiss (rainbow trout), 3984 nucleotides. Lineage: Eukaryota; Metazoa; Chordata; Actinopteri; Salmoniformes; Salmonidae. The record is from RefSeq and is a predicted model, not a curated record.
AGUUGCGCAACCCGCCCUGGCUCAGGCUAGCAGAUAAAAGCCCGGGUAGUGAUUGAAAGAGAUGGUAAAAAGGAAUUAGCACAGGCAUAGAGAGCGAGAGAGAGAGAGAGCGAGAGAUAGAGAUGAGCGAGAGAGAGAUAGAGCGAGCGAGAGAGAGAGAGAGAGCGAGCAAGGGGGAGAUUUUCCACAAAGCUUUUUUUCUUUCUGCGCUUGAACAUCCCGGAUAAAGCUGAGCUUGUAAAGUGGGAAAGUACGAGCACCAGACCUUCCUCAACGUCAAUAUUUUCUUACUUUUGAUACUCUUUCAAGCCGGAAUUCACGCUUUCGCUUUUUUUCUCCAACUCCCAUUUCCAGAUCUAGGACACGGUCAUCCGUGGUGUAAUAAAAAAGUAACAGGCACGAGAAAAAAGUAACAAGGAGACCGCAUCAGAUAACCAGAGUGGAGUACAGUAGCCAACACCACCGCGGGAGCCGGGUAGUGAAUGGAGCCGUGCGGGGCUUAUGGCAGAGGGGCGUUCGUAUAAUAAUGGGACACGGAGUGGCUCUCCCAGAUGAACCUUCGAAGACUAUCACUGAGGCAAGGUGCCGGACCGGGGCAUCACGACCUGAUGGAUGUAUCUAAGUACGUCGUCACCUCAUCCUCCCUCGUAGCGGACAGCUCUUGUCUCUCCCAGCGGAAAAGGACCUCUGAAGUAUGGAUUUGUUCUGCUGAUAUCCCAACGACCCCUACCGCCACCACCACAGCACUGGCACCACUAUGGUUGAAGUAGAUGUGAAGUUUCAUAGUGACAUUCGCCUCCCCCUGGUCAAUUUUUUGUCCGUCUUUUCCAAACCAGGCGUCAAAACAAUAAAGUGUCAUUUCCUAAAGAAGCCGUGAUUAUUUGUGUGUCCACUUCUAUUGAACGGCUCUACAGUUAUUUAUCUUAGUGCAUUUGUAUUUGUUUUCCCUCAUCACUGAACCGUCCCCUAUCGCUCAGUUGAGCACGUAGACUCAUCAUGGUGAUGCCAAAGUUACUUUCUGUCUCUGUAUGAUCCCUAGUCGCGUUCCAUGCUUUUCGCCCAAGCUCUGACUACCGUGGCCUCUCUUGCCCUUCACCGCCAAACCCCACUCAUCGUCAGACCCCGCUCGUGGCUUUCCCAGGACCUGCCAUGCUCUGUCAGGCCGUGUUGCUCCUCCUGCACUGCUUCGCCUCUUUGACACUGGGCCAGUACGACCUGUGCAAGUCCCUGGUGAGCACGGACGAUGGCGCGGUGUGGGAGCAGUAUGCAUGCCAGCCCAAGGCCCAGUCCAUGAAGGACUACAUGCGGGUCAAGGUGGACCCACCAGGCAUCACCUGUGGGAACCCACCUGAGAGAUUCUGCACUCUGGAGAACCCGUACCUGUGCAGUGAUGAGUGUGAUGCCUCCAACUCGGACCUGGCCCACCCUCCCCAGCUGAUGCAGGACCGCGAGCGCACAGGCCGCAUCACCUACUGGCAGACAGUUACAUGGUCCCGUUACCCAGAACCCCUCUUGGCCAACAUAUCCCUGGCCUGGAACAAGAGCCUGGAGUUGACCGAUGACAUCGCCAUCACCUUCGAGUACGGCCGUCCCACCAUCAUGGUGCUGGACAAGUCCAUGGACCAUGGUCGCACUUGGCAAUCCUACCAGUUCUACGCCGAUGAUUGUCUAGAUGCCUUCAACAUGCCGCCGAAGCUUGUCCGUGACCUGUUGCCUGCAAAUAUUACCCGUGUCAUCUGCACUGAGCAGUUCUCACGCUGGGUGGGGUCGAAGAACGAUAAGAAUGUGAAGUUCGAGGUUCGUGAACGUUUUGCGGUGUUUGCCGGACCGAGGUUGCUCAACAUGGACAGCUUGUACACGCGCAUGGAGAGUAUGAAGGGCUUGAGGGACUUCUUUACCUUCACUAACCUCCGGCUGAGGCUGCUCCGGCCAGCCCUGGGGGGAACGUACGUGCAGAGAGACAACCUGCUCAAGUACUUCUACGCUAUCUCCAACAUUGAGGUGCCCGCCAGGUGUAAGUGUAACCUACAUGCAUCGCUGUGCCUGCUGCAGGAGGGAGACCUCCAGUGUCAGUGUGAACACAACACCACGGGACAGGACUGUCAGCGCUGCAAGAAGGGCUUCAAAGCCAAGUCCUGGAAGGCUGGCUCAUACCUGCCCACACCCAACGGAUCCCCCAACACCUGUGCAGUCGCUGGUGCCCCCAUGGGCGGUGGUUCUAACUGUGAGUGCUACGGCCACUCUAACCGCUGCAGCUACAUAGACUACCUGAACAUCGUGACGUGCGUCAGCUGCAAGCACAAUACCAGAGGACAGAACUGCCAACACUGCAGACUGGGAUACUUCAGAAACGCGUCCGCCGAACUAGACGACGAGGGUGUCUGCAUCGAGUGUAACUGUAACCAGAUGGGUUCUGUCCAUGACCGGUGUAAUGGAACAGGCUUCUGCCAGUGUAAAGACGGCGCUACGGGGCCCAAGUGUGAUGACUGUUUCCCUGGGUACUACUGGAAACAAGGCUGUUACUCCAACGUGUGUGACGAAGAACUGCUCCUAUGUCAGAACGGCGGGACGUGCUCCCAGAACCAGAAGUGUAUCUGUCCCCCAGAGUUUAAGGGCAUGCUGUGCCAACAGUCACGCUGCGAGGGGGACAAGGCCUGCAACACAGCCUGUACCCCCCACCUCCUCGCCCCCCUACUGCUCUGUGUCCUGCUACCCCACCUUCUGGCCACUUUAACUGCACACUGAGUCACCUGCUGCCCCCUCAAACACAGGGGGAACUGUUGUGUGUGUGGAUCCUUAGAGGAGGUUAGGUUGGGAAAGGUCUGCAAAUACACACCCACCCACACACACACACCUCACUGACUCGGGGAACGUGUGAGAGUAAAACAAGAGAAUGACUUCAGAGAGAACAGAGGAAGGUGGAGGAAAAUCAUACAACCAAACCCCCCGUCUCUCUCCCUUUAAUCUUGAGCUGGAGGAAUCUCGAUUUCAUACCAAAAAGCAUAAUUAUUAUUAAACGAGCAAACGACUGUUCGUUUAACACUUUAAAUCACUACUGUUCACUAUGAAGAAAAGGGAGGAAUUGCUGAUGUAACACAAGUACAUUUCCUUUGUCUUAAUUCAUUGAAUUAAUGUGCCCCUCUUCUCGAGACCCUGCACUUACUGCUCCAGACAGACAGACGGGGAGUGUGUUUGGCUAGACUUGGGGAGGGCUGGGCUGGGAGCAGAUUUGCUGCUGAGGUCUAUGUAGAAUAUACUGUAAACCAGGUUUCACAUCUUCGACUCAAAAUUACAGACUUGUUUUCACCUUUGACAUUUUUUUUAUUUCAUCUUCUUCAGUUGUUAUUGUAUGUUAUGUGCCCACCGACAGACGCUGAGAUUAUACAUCAUUAUUACAAUAUCCAGAGGGUUAUCAAUAUUAAGAUUUUAGUCACUAUAAUGGUUGUUAUAGGAAUGAGUCGCCACAGUUUAGCAAGAUUUUAUCUUCACACAGUAUUCAGGAGUAAAACAGAAUUUAAACUUAUCAGUCUGAAAGAAGAGAAAAAAAGAAAAGUAUCAAUAUAAUAUGACAUUAUUUGAAUAGUUUUGUAGAGAUUAUUUUUGUUUGAAGUUAUAAUAAUAAAUGAACUAUUCCAGAUGAGCAUUUUAUUACACUGUAAACUUCACAGUAAAUGUGUGCUAUUUGUUUUUACUUGUACAUUCUUUCAAGAGAACAAAUGUGUCACGACCAAAACGGUCAGUUGGAACUACUCCAGUGGAAGUGUCUAGGUUGCAGAAAAGUACAAAAAGAUGACCUCAUUUAUUGGUAGGGGAGUGGGGUAAGUUGAGCCACCCCUUACUUCUAGGAAACCGUACACAAAAUGAAUCAUGUGACCAAAUAUCUAGAAAGAGGGCAUCAUUUCAUAGAGUCUGUGAAGGAAACAUCCACAUGGAAAAAAUGGUAAGUAAGUUAAGUAAAAUAAAAAAUAGAUUGUCUCAAAGUCA